Fraxinus pennsylvanica is the source of this 522-nucleotide messenger RNA. The record is from the annotation of a GenBank genome assembly. NCBI's taxonomy places the organism in Eukaryota, Viridiplantae, Streptophyta, Magnoliopsida, Lamiales, Oleaceae.
AUGAGAGCUAAGAUGGUGGGAAACUUGUGCUUUGUGAUGGAUGUCCAAGGGCCUUUCACAAAGGAAUGUUUUGAUCCUAUUGUCGAUACAGAGACUGGACGGGACUUAUUCCAUCUAUGGUUUAUGGGGAUCAUUCGGAUUUUCGGACAAGAUAUAGCAGAACUCCCGUUAGCUGCUACUCGUAUGGGUAAUCAACGCAAGGACUUGAAGAGGAGGCGAUGCAUAGAAUUAAAGCGUGACAGGAAGAUCCCUAUAAGGUUCACUCUUGGUUUCCCAAAGUGCACCCCUUGGGAAAAUCAAAGGGCUUCACAUAAGCUUGACUAUUGGUGGUGUUUGCUGAUGGGCGGCCUGCUCCCUGGAAAAAAAGAACACAACUCCUCCGCUGGACCCUGGAAAAGUUGGUGCACAGGCGGUGGCACUGAGAAUUUCCGGCUAUCAAGUUGCAUUUUAGGUGCACAAGAUACUCUUGAUGAUGAUCGAGGAAGGCAUUAUUUUAAAGAGUGCUUCAUCCAAGGAUCAUGA